UGAGGUGAAGAAGAGUUUACUUUGCAGUGAGUUGAAGGUUUGGUUUCGGUGUUCGUGUGGAGUAAAGGGUUUUGUCGAGGCAGAAAGCCCAUUUUCACGGAGCCAAGAUGCUGAACAUGUGGAAGGUUAGGGAGUUGGUUGACAAAGCAACCAAUGUGGUGAUGAACUACUCAGAGGUGGAGUCUAAAGUCAGAGAGGCCACCAAUGACGACCCCUGGGGACCAUCGGGACAGCUGAUGAGUGAAAUUGCGAGAUCCACCUUCAUGUAUGAGCAGUUUCCAGAGGUAAUGAACAUGCUGUGGACCCGCAUGCUGAGGGAUAACAAGAAGAACUGGCGGAGAGUCUACAAGUCCCUGCUAUUGCUGUCCCAUCUAAUCAGGAACGGAUCAGAGAGGGUUGUUACCAGCGCCAGAGAGCAUCUUUAUGACUUGAGAUCAUUAGAAAGCUACCACUUUGUAGAUGAGAAUGGAAAGGACCAAGGUGUGAAUGUGCGACACAAGGUGAAGGAGCUGGUAGAUUUUGUCCAGGAUGAUGACAGGCUUAGGGAAGAACGGAAAAAGUCAAAGAAGAUUAAAGACAAAUACAUCGGGGUGUCUUCAGACAGUAUGGGAUACAGAAGUUACUCGGGCGACAGGUACGACUCUAGUGACAGCCGGGGGAAAUGGGACGAUGACUGGGAGAGGAAAGGGCAGUUCCCCUUCAGCGAGAAAUUGGGAGAGAUCAGCGACAAAAUCGGCAACACCAUUGACGAUACCAUAAGCAGAUUUAGGAAGAAGGACAGAGACGAUUCACCAGAUCGAUUCAGUGACAACGAGGAGGACAGGGGUCGCUCGUCUCACAAUGGCCAGACAGGAAAAGAAUUCAAAGAUGAAGAGGAGACUGUUACCACCAAGAGUGUACACAUAGUCCAAGCAACAGAGACCACAGCAACACGGAAGAAAGGAGGGGUCCCGUCUAAGAAAGUAGACUUGGGUGCUGCAGCCAACUACACAGGCGACAAGAGUCCAGCCACCACCACCAAACAGCCCCAGCCAGCAGCCCCCCAGCCCUCCAGUACCGCCCUAGCUGACCUACUAAUGGUGGACACAACACCGAGCCAGCCCGCUGCCACAGACCUGAUGAGUGGAUUUGCUGACUUCUCCUCACCUGCUGCCUCCGUCGGCCUCUCCUCUGGAUCUGCAGCACCUUCCUCGAGCAGCAAUGGGGACUUCGGAGAGUGGAAUGCCUUCCCCGGAGGUCAGAUGCCAGCAUCUGCUCAGACUGUUGACACCAGCGGAAAUGACCUUUUUGGAGCCAUGACAGGUCCUGCCGCUGCCCCCGCCCCCGCCCUCGCCCCAGCCUCAUCUUCAGGCUCUGGUCCUGCCUCAGCAGACCUGUUUGAUUUGAUGGGGCCAACUCAGUCCAUCACCUCCUCCCAGAGCCUCAACUUUAGCAUGAGCAGCACACAGAGCAUGAGCACCACAAUCCUGCCCCAGUCUAUGUCACAGCCCCUCCAGACCAUGGGGGGACCUCUACAACCGCAGUCUGUGCAGCCCCUCCAGCCUGUGCAGCAGGGAGCGGCCUCUCAAGGUGCCGGAGCCAAAGCCACCCUCCCUUCCACCUGGUCAGACCCCUCCGUUAACAUCAGCCUGGACUUCCUGGGCCCAGGCAUGCAGCCACCCAAGCAAAGCCAGCCCACUCUCAACACCCUCCAGCAUGGCAACCAGGUACCUGCCAACAUGCUCUCCCAGGGAUUUUCCACUAUGAGCCUUGGACCUACAACAGUCAGACCGCCUGUAAAUCCUAUGAUGCACCCUGGUGCUGGCAUGGGAAUGGGCAUGGGCAUGGGGAUGGGAAUGGGAAUGGCCCCCAACCAGGCCAUGAUGGGGAUGGGCAUGAACAUGGGGAUGCCACAGGGAGGUAUGACCAUGGGGAUGCCCAAUACUAUGGGGAUGGGAAUGGCGAUGAACCCUGGAAUGGUCCAACAGCCCAAACACGAUGCCUUUGCUGACUUCGGCAACUUUGGAAAGUGAUAGAGCAUGAGAGAAAAGAUUAUCUGGUGGAGCGGUGUUGGUCUCUCUCUCUCUCUCUCUCCGUCCAUUGGUGAAGGAUUGUUAUGAGCUGCAAACAAAGAGUACUUGAAUAAUGUCAACCAUCACAACACCAACACCCUGCAAUCCCAUUUUUUAUUUUAAAGACAUGCUGUGUAGUGAUAUGGAUCUCAAUGAAUGUUUGUGUUGUGUUUGAACCAAUGAUCCGUCUGGUCUUGGGUGACAGUCAGACACACGCUGAUGUCAGUGUGCCUUGUUGGUUACGCGUGAGUCAGUGAGAUGACGGAAGAGUGUGCCACCAAGAGAAUGUCAGGGGGGAGGGAUUUGCUUUAUAACCUCAAUCAAGUGAAAUCACCAGGAUAGCAAAAAGAAAUCAGUAGCUGCAUUUUUGUUUAGAUGCAUUCUCAGUUAUUUUACUGAAUGAUAAGUUUGAAUAACAUGAUCAGCCAUUUUAACUUUCUAAUGUACAUUUAAGAAUGUCAAGUUACCUCUUUUUCUUUUGUCAUUGCUCUUCCUUUGACCUGUAAAUAGAAAUCUGGAGCCCUUUACAAAUAAGUUAUGAAGUUCCUAUAUGAGAGGCAGUGGCAGUGUGUAUCAUACAGACCAAAUCUGAUAUGAAUGGAGACCCAUAAAGCACAUUGACACCUUCUCUUUGUACAUAAGCGUCCACACACUCCGGAUGUGACAUGUCAAUUUAAGUAAUGAGUGUUUGGAGUGAAGGCUAUUGAUUAAUUUGAGGAGUUUCUCCCUCAACAGACCAUCAUUUGUGGCCUUUCUUAUUGCUAUAUAUAUAUAAAUAUAUCUAUAUAUUUUACUUAUGAAGAAUAUUAUAAUCAGUUUGCAUCCAAAUGAGAUAAUCAGUAGGUAGAGCCUCAAACAGGGGUUGUGGGUUCUUUAUUACAGCACAGAGUGCCUGAAAGACAUUUGCCUUUUCUCUUCAGUUAACCUCUUUGAAGGAACCAAUGUGACUGUGCAGUGUUGGACAGCUACCAAAACGGAGCUUCAGUACUAUGUACAGACAUCUUGUGUUUGUACUAAUGCCUCAAGCCAAGCGCACUGUCUGUACGCAUAUCAAAUGCAAUCGUAUAAUUAUGUCACUUUUGUUUGUCCAGUGCACACUUUUGUGGUUCCACUCAGUUCAGGUCAUUGAUAACUUCAGUGCUAAAAAAAAACAACAACACACAAAAUGAAAACACAUUGACUUCAAUUUAAUUCAACGCCAACAGGUGUUGAUACAGACUGUUAUUGCAUCAUGCAUCCAUGUGUUGAUACAGACUGUUAUUGCGUCAUGCAUCCAUGUGUUGUGUGUUUAAUGUUCACCAAUUCUGCCCUCUCAUCUUCCAUUGUUUUUUUUGCACAUUAAAAACAGCAAUCUCGAAAAUAGUGUUUGUCAUAACAGUCAUCCGUAAAAAAGUGUGUUUUGCAACUUAUCAGGAAGAUUGUGAGAGAAAGCACUUCAUACACUCUGAGUACUUUAUGGAUGAAGGUGUGUUGUGGGUCAUUAACAUGUAAUGAACAAUCCCAUUCAGCUGUGCGCCCGCUAACUGAUCAGUUUAGAUGUACAAAACAUUGCUCCUCAGUGGUUCAAGUGCCUGCCCGUGGUUGCCUCCUGGCCCUUGUAAUGAGUGAUAAGUAAAUCUUGGCUGCCUGGCGUUUUUGGCAUGUCAACAAUCAGAUAAAUAAUUCACUGACCAGAGGAGAAGGCAGUGGAUGCUGCAGCCCCAAGAGGAUUGAAGUUGUGCUUUCCCGCUCUCCCAAGGGCUUAAGAGGCGGAGCACACUAACACAUAGUAGCCUUGUGUCAGAGUCUGAAGCAUUAAAAUGACCAAAAUCUGUUUGCUGUUUUUUUUUCUAAGAUAUAUCAGUAGAGGUUGUUUUAUUCAUUUUGUUUUCUACUUCAAAUUGUUUUCUCUAAAAUGGGAUUGUUACUGAAACACUAGCAUAUGCAAAUGUAAAAAAAAAUCCUUUGAGAAAAUUAAAUUUUUCAUUAUUCCCAUUUUGAUUUGAUUUACACAUCGAUUCUUUAUCUACAACAUUAAACAGUUGAUUGAAAUUUGUUAA
Messenger RNA from Plectropomus leopardus (leopard coralgrouper), 4090 nucleotides. It is a transcript of the gene clint1a, whose product is annotated as clathrin interactor 1a. Gene Ontology annotation, biological process: endocytosis. Gene Ontology annotation, molecular function: phospholipid binding; clathrin binding. Gene Ontology annotation, cellular component: endosome; plasma membrane; clathrin vesicle coat. The record is from RefSeq and is a predicted model, not a curated record. Lineage: Eukaryota; Metazoa; Chordata; Actinopteri; Perciformes; Serranidae.